Saccostrea echinata is the source of this 792-nucleotide messenger RNA. RefSeq lists its product as uncharacterized. The transcript has a single exon. Gene Ontology annotation, biological process: lipid metabolic process. The coding region runs from base 1 to 792 and encodes 263 amino acids. The record is from RefSeq and is a predicted model, not a curated record. NCBI's taxonomy places the organism in Eukaryota, Metazoa, Mollusca, Bivalvia, Ostreida, Ostreidae.
AUGGAGGUUCCUGUACACGAGCUGGGCCACGGGACUCCAUUCCGAAGCAGAAAACUGAAUAGUUUUUUUAACAAGGUGUUCUGCUUUAUUUCAUGGAGUAACGGGGUGCAUUACCAUACCAGUCAUCGUAUGCAUCAUCUGUAUACCUGUAAUCAGGGAAUUGAUUACGAGAUCGUACUGACUCCGAUGAAAAAGAACUCCGUCUGGGUAUUCUACCGGUUUAUCUUUGAUUUAGAAAAAUUUAUUCAUCGAAUGAAGCCAAAUAUAAUGCACGUUUUUGGUUCUACUAAAGCUGAUUUUUUCCACUGGAAUGAAUUGUUUUCCCGGGAUGAUCCCCGUCGGGAAAAAAUGAUUCUCUGGUCCCGGCUGACCUGUCUGGGUCACGGUCUUCUGAUCGCUGCGUUUAUUUAUACACAGCAGUAUAUUCUGAUUUUAAUCGUCAAUUUCCCGACGUUUUUUGCCACCUGGCUGAUGCAUGGAUGCGGAAUGUUGCAACACGAGGGUUUAAACCCGAAAGCACAGGACUGGCGCGAAAAUACAUACAGUUUCAGAACCGGUCCCCUCAUUGGCUAUCUGUACUGGCAGAUGCAGUAUCACCUCGAACAUCAUACGUAUGCGGCCGUACCAUUUUAUAACCUGAAGAAACUGCACAGACUGAUGGCUCCUCAUGCGCCAGCUCCGCUACGCGGUUAUUUUUCGGGCUUGAUGCAUCUGUAUAAAAUCAUGCUGAGGCAGAAUAAGGAUCCUUCUUACUAUUAUAUCCCUGAGUUACCAGCUCUUGAAAGGACUUGA